Messenger RNA from Alexandromys fortis (reed vole), 591 nucleotides. Its product is annotated as keratin-associated protein 2-1-like. Bases 1 to 591 code for a protein of 196 amino acids. The transcript has 2 exons. Gene Ontology annotation, cellular component: keratin filament. The record is from RefSeq and is a predicted model, not a curated record. Lineage: Eukaryota; Metazoa; Chordata; Mammalia; Rodentia; Cricetidae.
AUGGGGAAAGUGACAUCAGAGUGUGCCCUUCAGACUUUCAGUUGUCACGUGACCUCGCCUGGGAGGAUUGACUGCCAGCCUGUGUCCUUAGGAUCCUCAGCACUGGCCAGGUAUAUAAAGGGACCCGACCCAGAAGACACAUCACACCUGAGAACACCCAUCUGCUCUCCACUCCUCAACCCUACUCCAGCCCAGACACCCACCAUGUCCUGCUGUGGCUCCUUCUCCUCCCAGAGCUGUGGAGGCUGCUGCCAGCCCUGCUGCUGCCGCGACCCCUGCUGCUGCCGCCCAGUGUCCUGCCAGACCACAGUGUGCCGCCCUGUGACCUGCGUGCCCCACUUCACCAGGCCCAUCUGUGAGCCCUGCCGCCGCCCCAUCUGCUGUGACCCCUGCAGCCUGCAGCAGGGCUGCUGCCGCCCCAUCACCUGCUGCCCCACCUCCUGCACAGCUGUGGUCUGCAGACCCUGCUGCUGGGCCUCCACCUGCUGCCAGCCCAUCUCUGUGCAGGCUCCCUGCUGCAGGCCCCCCUGCUGCCAGCCUGCCCCCUGCCGCACCACCUGCAGGACCUCCCCCUGCAACACCUGCUGCUGA